Molecule: messenger RNA, 471 nt
Organism: Rotaria socialis
Lineage: Eukaryota; Metazoa; Rotifera; Eurotatoria; Philodinida; Philodinidae
Source: the annotation of a GenBank genome assembly
AUGUUAGCAGUUGCAUCACUGAAACGUUCACUCGAAUUCGAUCCAGUUGAACAAGGAGUGAAACGUAAACGAGCCGAAAUAAAACUAUCGCCAACAACAUUUACAGUAAACAAUACUUCCUCAUCUCCAUCAAAACAACAAUCUAUAUUUACGAAAUCAAUAUCGAAUAAAAAAUCAUCAUUAAAAUCAUGUUCACUUACUGCUUUAACGUCGUCAACAGAUGAUACUCCAAUGUUUACCUACACUCAAACUGCUCAAAUGUGUGCUCGUUUAUUACGCGAACAAGAUAAAUUAGUACGUGAACAGUAUGAACAAUUAUUAGCAACAAAACUCAACGAACAAUAUGAACAGUUCGUAAGAUAUUCACAUGAUAGUGUUCAUAAAAAUCCAUCUCAACAAAAACUUUAUCAUUUUGGCCAACAACAAGAAACAGAGAAUACAUCGAUCACUUCUUUUUCAUAUGUUUCUUAA